Messenger RNA from Conger conger (European conger), 1148 nucleotides. Its product is annotated as major histocompatibility complex class I-related gene protein-like. Lineage: Eukaryota; Metazoa; Chordata; Actinopteri; Anguilliformes; Congridae. The record is from RefSeq and is a predicted model, not a curated record. The transcript is spliced from 5 exons. Gene Ontology annotation, biological process: immune response. Gene Ontology annotation, cellular component: external side of plasma membrane. The coding region runs from base 189 to 971 and encodes 260 amino acids.
GGUUAGAGUCGCCGUCUCGAAGAGGAGACUACACUUCAAUCAACUUUGAAGACUUCUUUGCUGCCGUCGAGAAAAUUCCUCACUCCCUUGUUGGUACCUACACUGCUCUGAGUACUCGUGAGUACACUGCCGUCCUGUACCUUGACGGCGAGCCACUGGACUCCUACAGUAGCAGUGGCGUGGUCAGCAUGCCCCGUCGAGCCUGGAUGCGUGAAGGACCUGGCCGUUAUAUCUGGAACUCAACCAAAGGCCUAAAUAUGCAGCAAUGGGACAGAGGCAUGGCGGAUAUCUUCAACCACACAGGACCUUACAUGAGUGCUGUGGUCCUGCAGGGGAGAUUUGGCUGUAGAAUCGAGCGGGAGCCUCAUGUGAGCGUUACAGAGGCCUUUGCUCAGUACGGAUUGAACGGAGAAGACUUCCUGUACUUCCAGCUCACCAGGCAUCAGUGGGUGGCUUCAGCAGAGUCCGCUCUCCCCAUUGCAAAGAAGUGGAACAGGGACCAGGACAACAUCAUGGAAACUGAGAAAUACAUGAAGGACAUCUGUGUGUCUAAUCUUUUGCGCAGUUUGUCCAUGGAAGAAAAGGAGAGCCAGAAGACAUUUCAGCCCAAUGCUUCGGUGUUUGCCAAGCUGUCCCGGAACCCUGGGAAGGUUAUUCUGACCUGCCUGGUUUCAGGAUUUCGCUGCAGGAACAUGACGGUGGAGGUUUAUCGGGAUGAAGACAUCUUGACUGAAGACGACGGCCUCUGGUCCUCUGGGAUCAGACCGAACGGGGACGGGACCUGCCAGCUGAGAAAGAGCCUGGACAUCUCUAACAGCACUGAGGCACCAUACAGCUGUGGAGUCCACUCCACAAAUCUCACUGUCAAAUGGGAUGGGGUGAUAUGGGGCCAUAUCACUAGACAUCACGAUGUCCUUAUAGUGCCGUUUGCAGUGUUUCUUAUUUUCACACUGACACUCACACACAGGUGAGAAACAGGAGAUAUUCUCCAUGCCGUUAUGACCCUAAAGUCGCAUUCCUAGCAUCUUAUCUAGUCUGUUAUCCAAUUGAAUGAAUUAUAUGUGCAGUAAAGGAGAGAUGGCUGAUUGAAAUUUUGCAACUUUCGAUUUUCUGAAUUAUGUACUGGGCGGCACGGAUGGUGCAGUGGG